AUGAAUGGAGAUAACAAUGUUUUGUGUUGUGCAUGUCUCUGCGGAGAUAGAAAAAUGGUGCGUCUUGAAGGUGUUUCAAUGAAACGGUGUUUUUUAGAAAUAGUCAAUGAAAUGCCGAGUGAAAUUAAACCGGAGAUACUGGAUACAGUAGAAGAGAACAACUUAUCAUCACAUUCAGAUAAUUUUGAUGAUGACACAAAACUAAUAGAAUACAGUAACCGAAAGAAAAAGAAGAAAUUAAAAGUAAGAAAGAAGAGAAAAGAGAAGAAUGAUGAGACAGACGUAAUUAAAGAAAUAGAGUUGACAAUGCAAGAGUUAACAGAGGAAAGAAGAAUGUUAGUGGAGAGAGAAGAUGAAAAGCAAGACGCCAGAGAGUCGUUCCCUUGCGAGUUCUGUGACAAAAUAUUCCGUUGGAAGACAUCUUUGCGGAAACAUAUAGAAAUGCACAGAAUAGAAACGGGACAGAAGAGGAAGCCUUAUUGUGAACCGUGCAGAUUAUCAUUUUCAACUACAUUCAAUCUUCAAAAGCAUACGAGAACAAGUUCUAAACAUAAAAUACAACUGAAGCUCUGGUAAGUUAGUUUAACAUUUGUACUUAUAUGCAGAGGCGGACUAAGGGGGCAAAGGGGUCUUCCAAAUCCCUUGAUCAAAUCGUAAAUUGGGGUAUAAAUUACUUUUACAGCCUUUCUAAUGUCCAGUUUCAUAGUUCUCGUUUUUAGUUAAUGCUACAGCCAUUCGCUAAAAUCAUAAUAAUAUAAAGUCAAAAAUGUAUAGGAGGGGGGGAUCUGGUUGUAAACUCAAUAUCAGGUUUCUGCCCCGUGGCUUUAUUGUAUAAUUUUAAAAUCUAUAACAAUCUUUUUCAAAAGUAUUGCGGUUGUGAUAGCGAUUUACGAUUACGUUUAAAGUUACAAUCGCUUUUGGAACGAAUGAUAUAAAUGUCAUAGACAAUUCAUUUCGUUUGACAUUUCCCAAUAGCUUUCAAACAUAAUUGCAACUGUCACUUUGCUUAGACGAUUCCGAUUAACCUCAAAUAAACGUUAUCGUAGAGUAGCUCGGUGGCGUAGUGGAUAAGCGCCGCGGCCCGCGAUCGUAGUCGUUAAGCAACUUUCGCAAGAGUCGGUCACGGGAUGGGUGACCGAAAAAUUAUUAUCUCGAGCCACUCCGUGCUUCGGAAGGCACGUUAAGCCGUUGGUCCCGGCUGCAUUUGCAGUCGUCAAUACCCUCCAAUCCGCAUUGGGCCAGCGUGGAGGGUCAUGGCCCAUCCUCCUUAACCAUCCAUAAGGAAGGCCUGAGCCCCUGCAGUGGGGACGUAAAAGGGCUGGUGAUGAAACGUUAUCGAUCAAUAAAUAUCUUUAAAAAAAACGUAAUCGCAAUUCCUGUCACAUGCCCAAUAGUUGUAGCGUGAAGUUCGUGAAUAUCUUUCAAAAGUCAAAUUCAAAGUGAUUGUGAUAGAUCUUAAAAUUAGUCUGUUGGGCGACUGCAGGCCUUCUUUGUGGAUGGUUAAGAAAGAUGGGCCAUUAUCCACGCGGGCCCAAUCCGGAUUGGAGGGCAUUAACGACGGGCCGUGACCGACCCUCGCGAUGGUUAUAAUAAUAAUUCUUUAUUGAGUAACAU
Molecule: messenger RNA, 1614 nt
Organism: Diatraea saccharalis (sugarcane borer)
Lineage: Eukaryota; Metazoa; Arthropoda; Insecta; Lepidoptera; Crambidae
Source: the annotation of a GenBank genome assembly